Molecule: messenger RNA, 6117 nt
Organism: Lingula anatina
Lineage: Eukaryota; Metazoa; Brachiopoda; Lingulata; Lingulida; Lingulidae
Product: protein jagged-2
Biological process (GO): multicellular organism development; cell communication; Notch signaling pathway
Cellular component (GO): membrane
Molecular function (GO): Notch binding; calcium ion binding
Source: RefSeq, a predicted model, not a curated record
UCUGGCACAUAUUUUUUAAUGCAUUUGAAUAGAUAUGUGUUUUUUCCACUUGAAAAUGUGCAGAUGCAUGGGUUUCUUUGAAUAGUAGUUUUCAAGUGGUCAGGGCUUUAACUGUAGGAUAUCAGAUGUUAAAGUAAAGGAGUCUCUAUACAGUUGAACAUAGCAGCAAGUUUUUCCCACGGAUGUUGCAUUGAGUAGUUUUGUAUAGCAAAGGCCCACAGUAAAUGCCUUAACAGAAAAAGUGACUCUUUGUAACAAUAGAAGACAAUAGUGGAGUGCCCCUAGCAUCUCGCUAUUUUAGCAGAAAAUUCAUUCACUCGACCAGUGAAGUAAAAUGAAAAUGGAGCAAAUGUGGCAAAUUUCUAUGAGAGAGUGACACAUGUUUUGUGUUGUUUCCUUUGUUACUUUAAAUUUAUUUGGCCAAUUGACAGGAGUACUUCCGAAAGUAAAUAGCUGCUGUUUGAUUAGGGUUUGCAUAGUCUACAGCAUGAAGAAAUUCAAUGGUAGAUUUGCCGCAUGCAAAACAGGAAAAGAAAAGCUAGUGAUAGGUAUAUGGAUUUGUUUUCUUAACUUCAGUCAAUCAAUUAAAGGAUUUGAAAGGAAAUCCCUUUGUUUCGGAAUCUCUUAUGUGAGAGUUUGAAAAACUUUCUGAUUUAAGCAUUUUAAAGUCCUGUGUUUUCUAUUUGCAUAGUGUCUGACAUAGGAGGAACAUACCUGUAUAGUGAUAUCUAACAAAAGAAUUUGAUAAAACACGGAUUAGUGUCUUCUGAACUUUACUCUUGGAAUUAUCCUGUAAAUGCAAAUCCCAUGCUUUUAGAUUUAACCCUACAUAGUUUAUUUUUGGAAGCUUGAAACGAUUACAUUGCAAGUCAUGUUUGCUAUACCACCAAACCGUAAUAAAUUGUUAUUUGAAAAACUGUGGUUUCUGGAUCUCCUAAAUUUUAUUUUGGUAAAGCAAUGGUUAUGCAGGAAGACUUUGACCUAUUUUAAAAUGAGCAGUAUGAUACUGAAUUAAAAGAAGAGUGAGAGAAGUUGGAGGAGGGGGGGGGCAUGAGAAAAAAUUCUCAAGAUCUUUUAAGGCUUCAGCGUUCAUACACCUUGAUACUGGAAGCUUGGGACUUGGAUGGAACAACACCAGGGCUGGGAAAUGGCAAUGCUAUGAUCGAGCGAGCUGCCCAUUCAGGAAUCAUUCUUCCUGGCCAGGACUGGCACACUCUGACACAUAUUGGACCUACCGCAAGCUUUGUCUACAGAAUUCGAGUAGUCUGUGACCCCUUCUACUACAACACAACAUGCAACAAAUUUUGUCGACCACGGAAUGAUCAGUUUGGCCACUACGAAUGUAACGCUAAUGGAGAUAAGGUGUGCCUGCCAGGAUGGAUGGGAAUGAACUGUGAAACAGCUAUCUGUAGAACGGGUUGCCACAGCAUCCAUGGGUCAUGCACCCAGCCAGGGGAAUGCAGUUGUGCAUUUGGCUGGCAGGGCCCGCUCUGUGACCAGUGUAUUCCCUAUCCAAACUGCCGCCAUGGUUCUUGUCAAGGUUCUCCUUGGCAGUGCAUAUGUGAUACCAACUGGGGAGGCAUCCUAUGUGACAAAGAUCUAGAUUAUUGUGGCAACAAGCACCCCUGUCUCAAUGGAGGCACCUGUCGUAACACAGCACCUGAUGAGUAUCAGUGUAACUGUCCAACUGGGUUCUCUGGGGUCAACUGUGAGAGAGCUGACUACAUCUGUGCCCCAUCACCUUGUUCUAACCACAGCACAUGUGUGGAGAGGCAGGGGACUUUCUCUUGUGUCUGUGAGCCAGGCUGGACUGGGGAGCUGUGUGACAUCAACAUCAAUGAAUGUGCGUCCAUUCCAUGUUUGAAUGGAGGUACCUGCCAUGACAGAGAAAACGGCUAUUUUUGCCAAUGUGAAUCAGAGUGGCGAGGGUCGCAAUGUCAACUUGAUGCGGAUGAGUGUUCAGGAAGUCCUUGUCAGAAUGCAUAUGCCUGCCGCAAUCUUGUUGGAGAUUACGUUUGUGAUUGUAUUGUGGGAUGGACUGGGAAAAACUGUGAUGUCAACAUAAUGGACUGUCAUGGCCAGUGCCAGAAUGGAGGUGCUUGCACAGAUUUGGUGAACGACUACUUUUGUCAGUGCCCCCAGGGGUUUGUAGGCAGAAAUUGUGAGGUCAACAUCAACGAGUGUGGCAGUAACCCUUGUCACCAUGGCGCUCACUGUGAAGAUCUUGUCAACUCUUAUCGCUGUCUUUGUCCCCAGGGGUACACAGGAACUAACUGUGAGGUUGAUGUUGAUCUUUGUGAUCCAAAUCCUUGCCGCAAUGGGGCACGCUGUUUUAACAUGGUAGAUGACUACUAUUGCCUAUGCACUGAAAACUACGAAGACAAGAAUUGUUCAAGGCCAAAGUAUAGAUGUGAAGUAGAGACAUGCCAAGUUAUUGACAGCUGCACAGUUCCCAUUCCAUCAAACACCAGCCUGGGUGGUAUACAGCUGGUGCCUUCUAGAGUUUGUGGAGAUCAUGGUACUUGUUACAGCCAGGCAGACGGUGGCUUCCGAUGUGUAUGCGAUAAAGGCUACACGGGAACCUAUUGUCAUGAAAACAUCAAUGACUGUGCUCCAAAUCCUUGCCUGAACCAGGGCACCUGUAUUGAUAAGAUUGAUGACUUCCAGUGUAUAUGUAAGGAAGGCUGGGAGGGAGACCUAUGUCACAUUAACAAAGACGACUGUGAAAACCAACCUUGUCGUAAUAAUGGUACAUGUGUGGACCUGGUGGAUGAUUUCACUUGUUUAUGCAAAGAUGGGUGGAAAGGAAAAAGAUGUAACCUCAGGCACAGCCAUUGUGAUGCUUCCACUUGUUCCAACAGUGGCACUUGUAUUGAUCUCGGGGAAACUUUCACAUGUUUGUGCCCACCUCAGUGGGAGGGCCAGACAUGCCAUCUAGCUAAAAACCACAGCUGUGACUCGUCCCCCUGUAACAAUGGUGGGACCUGUGUCAACUCUGGUGACAGUUUUGCCUGUAUCUGUAGGGAAGGAUUUGAGGGGGUGACAUGUGGGGAAAACAUCAAUGACUGCAAUCCAUACCCUUGUUAUAAUGGAGCAAAGUGCAUAGAUGGUAUAAACUGGCACCAGUGUCAGUGCAGCAGUGGCUUUGCUGGACCUGACUGCAGAAUAAAUAUAGAUGAAUGUUUUUCCAAUCCCUGUUCCUAUGGCAGCACAUGUAUAGAUGAGAUUGGGUCAUAUAAGUGCUUGUGUCCUCCUGGGAGAACAGGGGACAGAUGUCAGGAGGUGAUUGGGAAGCAGCCAGCCCCCUUGCCAUGUACAUACAGCCGUCGUGUAUAUUCACAUAACUCUUCGUGGGAACAUGAAUGCAAUUCCUGCAAGUGCAAUAAUGGAGUGGUUCAGUGCACCAAGCUGUGGUGUGGUCCACUCAAUUGUCUCAGUCAUCCAAACAGUUCAAAGCCAGUGGAGGCAUGCCCAGCUGGACAGAGGUGCAUCGCAGAGACCAACAAAGUCUGCUUCACCCCUCCUUGCCUACCCUGGGGACAUUGUGUUGACUCAGCGUCCCCCCAGGGACCUUCAGAGGCCCCCCAUAUCCCUCCAGGUGUUAACACACAGUGCGUGCCAAACGCAGCUGAACCAAGUAAUACUUGUGCCAAGAUUACCCUAGUUUUUGACAAAUCAAAAAUGCCAACCGGCAUAUCAGUGGAGGGCAUUUGCAAUAGUAUUCGCCAGUUGCCAAUUGUAAAAACUCUCAGCCAAGAAAAAACAAUAGUGAUAUUAUGUGCUAUCAAGAGUGGCCAAAAUGAUGCCAUUGAAAUAACAGUGUCCACCCCAGAUGAGUCGUCAGCUGAAUCCCAACCUGCGGACUCUGUGAAGUCAAAGCCAUUUGUCCACAGAGCAGCAGAAGAUAUGUCGGAUGUUAUAAGCAAUCGUAUGAGCAACAGCAGUGCCCUGGUAGCUGUUGUGGAGGUCAAAUUAGAGACAACAAUCAUUAAUAAAACUGUAGAUAAAAGUAGUACUUAUUUAAUCCCAGUAAUCUGUUCUAUAAUCGGUCUAAUGGGAAUAGUUGCAAUAAUUGUACUGAUUGUGUGGCACAGGCGCAGGAAGCAGAAACGUGCACACAAGAAUUCGUCCUCAACAAGCACAGAAUUCAGAAACAAUGAAACAAACUUGGAAAUUGAGGACAAUCUACGCAGAUAUAGAAAUCCACUGUUUGAAACAGACAAAGGUGGAGGAACAACUUCAGGAACAAACACCACAGAACUUAUUGAGUAUAAUUUAGAAAAAUAUGAAAAAAGCCCAAGGAGAGGAGGGCACUCAUACUUACAUAAAGACCAUAAUACUGACAGUUCGAGCAGCUUUCCUGAAGAUCCUCCAUUAAAAAAGCCAAUAAGGAAAAAGGAGAGUAACAUAGAGAUCUCAAGAACUUUAAACAGGGGUCGUGGUCACCACCCAAGUCAUGGAGAAGAAAUAGUUGUGUAGCAGUUAUGUUAGAAUCAAGUGAUUCUUGUGUAUACUGGUAGUAUGUUAUUUAUUAACUGUACAGAACCCUGUAAACUUAAGUUGUUGACAAGUAUAUGUCAGUUCAUUUUUUGUGAAGAUAUUGUUGACUAUUUUUGUAUUUGUUGAUUUCUCAUCGUCAUAUUUUGUUGGCAAACUAGGUUGCUCUGGCAGACAGUGCUUUAGUGAGCCAUAAUUUUACUAGAGCAUCUUAUUCUCCACAGUAUUAAUGAUAGCUGGGUUAUAAGUUGGUGUGGUAUUGCACUAGCUGCCUGGAUAUAUCAGAAAAGUAGAUAUGAGUAGCUAGAUAUUAGGACUUAUAGAUCAGGACAGAUACUAAUGUGGAGCACACAUUUAGUAUCUUGCAGUUUUAAUAGACAGUUUUAGUAUCUUAAGAUUAUCUAAACAGUUGGGUGACUUGUUUGCUGGUUACUUUAACCUUGGUUUUAGUAAAGUUUCUUUUUUUUUUUAAUUUUCACUGGACUUAACAUGAGAUUGUGAUAGUCCUAUUGUAUUCUUGAAUAAUAGAUCUUAUUUUGGGUGCCCCUUUUUGUUGAAUGUGAAUUAGUUAUGGCCUUGUACAUAGAUGUACAGAUCUUUUUUUUUACUCAUCAUCAUUGUACAGUUCGUGAUUUUUUUUUUAUUUAGUCAUUUCAUUCUAUUUACAUAAUUGCCCCAUUAUUCACCAAAUAUUAAGUUGUUGUUGUCAUGCUAUAUAAUGUUUUUGAUAUGUUUCAUUUGUGAAUGUCUUUUUCAAAAGUUCAAGAGUAUUUCUUAACUGAGUCACAAAAAUUCAUGUGUUACCAUUCCUUAAGUUUCUUUCAUUAAGAAGUGAAUUAUUUCAUCCACAGUUGAUGAGUUCUGCAUUCGAUUUUAUAAAACUAGUAUGAUCAUUUUGCAUGCAGUUUAAUCAUUCAAAUUCAGUUUAUGACUAAAAAUAUUUUUACUCAUAUGAUCUUGAACAUAAAUUCUGUUUGACUUUAUAUGAAAAUGUUUUUGACCACUGUCUCCCCUUGAUUUUGAAAAAAUUGCAAGAGCUAAUAUUGAAUUAUCUGCUAAAACAUUUCAUUUUAAUCUGAAAGACAGUAGUUGUUGAACAACUAAGCUAAAUGGAAUGAAUAUAAUCUAAUGGAUGAAUCCUUAAAAUUAAACAAAAUUGCUAAAAUAAUGUUGAAUUAAGAAUUUGAUUUGAAUUACAAAAAUUUAUGGCCAUUUGUUUGUAACUUACCAUUUAGUGAUAUGUUUAAUCACAUAAUACUGACAAACCAAAGACCACAAUAAAAUUAAUUGUACUUUUCAUAUAAGUCAAAGGUAAUGAAACAAAUGUGUAAAUCUCUGUUAGCAGUCUGUUAUGUAAGUGUACAUAUAGUAUUUUAUUACUUAACAUUUUCUCAGUAUGUUUUAUGUGCGUUUUCUUACCUGCUUGUGCAAUAUCAAAUGAUUCACAUUGUUGAUUUUGUAAUACACAGGCUAGCUAAUGACCAUUGUAAAGGGUUCAUUUCUGAUUGGACCUUGUACAUAACCCCAUAGUUUUAUGUACUUUCAAGCAAAAGGUCUGCCUAAUGAUAAAAUUAUGAAAAAAUAGUAGCCCUUUAUAUAAAAGCUUUAAUAAUAAAGAGA